This is a messenger RNA of Pangasianodon hypophthalmus (striped catfish), 7818 nucleotides long. RefSeq names its product protocadherin-related 15b (gene pcdh15b). Gene Ontology annotation, cellular component: plasma membrane; catenin complex; stereocilium. The transcript has 37 exons. Lineage: Eukaryota; Metazoa; Chordata; Actinopteri; Siluriformes; Pangasiidae. The record is from RefSeq and is a predicted model, not a curated record. Bases 488 to 5653 code for a protein of 1721 amino acids. Gene Ontology annotation, biological process: inner ear development; sensory perception of sound; homophilic cell-cell adhesion. Gene Ontology annotation, molecular function: calcium ion binding; cadherin binding.
CACACACACAUACACGCACACACACAUACACUCACCGGUGCGUGUGUGUCUCCUCCGUAAUGCGAUUACUCUCGUGUCGUGGGGAUUUAAGGGUCAUUUCGGAAAAUCGUUGCCAGCGGCCGUGGAGGUAGAAUAGGACAUCUGGACAACUCUUUUCUUUUUUUAUUUAUUUAUUUAUUUUUUUUUCUUGGACUGAAAUUAGCUGGAGAGUUUGAGCGUAUAAAGCCGCCUAUGGGAGCGUUUACAGAUGUAGCAGGGAGUAACACACACACACACACACACACGCACGCACGCUCGCUCGCCCGAACGCACGCACACACACACACACACAGGCGCGCGCGCGCAGAGGGCGCUAGUGUGUGGCGGAGGAGCAUUUCUCCAUUUCUACAGGAUGUGCUCGCUUCUCAGGCACUUUGACGCCGUGUCCGAGGGGGAUUACCUGCCUUUCCAAACUAGCAUGGUAGGCCGACAGUAACGCUUAGGGAAGAUGUGCCAGCAGUCGUGGCUCUUUAAAUGGCUGAGAAUCGGCAUUGGUGUCCUCUUAGUCACAGCUUCCAGCAAGUCUCAGGACUCAGAUGACUGGCAGUAUGAGGAGUGCAAGCUGUCCAGAACCGGUCCACCAGCCACCAUAGUAGCCAUAGAUGAAGAGAGUCCUAAUGGGACUGUCCUGGUAGAGAACAUGCAAAUCAACGGCCGGGCGGAAGACCCUCACCGAACUAUCUCUUUAUCUCUGAGAGACAACUAUGGCCACUGGGUAAUCCUGGACCCUGUGAAACAACGGCUUUACCUUAACAGCACUGGAAGAGUUCUGGAUCGUGAUCCUCCUUCCUACAUUCAUUCCAUUGUGGUGCAGGUCCAGUGCACCAAUGAGCUGGUUGGUACAGUGAUUCUUCAUGAGGUGCGGAUCGUUGUGAGGGAUCGUAAUGAUAACCCUCCUCGUUUCCAGCAGCCACGGUACUAUGUGGCUAUUAAUGAGCUGACUCCUGUUGGGACCACCAUCUUCUCAGGCUUCAGUGGGAAUAAUGGUGCUGUUGACAUUGAUGAUGGACCAAAUGGACAAAUCGAAUACACCAUUCAGUACAAUCCUUAUGACCCGACUGCUAACAGAACCUUCGACAUUCCUCUCACCCUGUCUGGCUCUGUGGUGCUGAGAGAGAGACUGAACUAUGAAGAGAUCACACGCUACCUGGUUAUCAUCCAGGCCAAUGACCGAGCGCCUGACCCUAAAGAGCGACUGACUGCCACCACAACACUGACAGUGGAUGUGCUAGAUGGAGAUGACCUGGGCCCGAUGUUCCUGCCCUGCAGCCUGGUCGAAAACACCCGUGACUGCAAGCCGCUUACCUACAGAGCCACCGUGCUGGAGCUUGCAGACCCAAGCAAAGUGAACCCAGUGAACGUGACUCCUCCAAUCCAGGCCGUGGAUCAGGACAGGAACAUCCAGCCACCAUCCGAUCGCCCAGGGAUCCUCUACUCCAUCCUCAUCGGCAAGCCUGCAUUCUAUGCUGAAUACUUCUCACUAAACAGCAGCACAGCCGAGCUCAGACUCUUGCAGCCUAUCAGCCGUGAGCAGCACCAACGAUUCGACUUGAUAAUCAAGGCGGAGCAAGACAACGGACAUCCACUCCCAGCCUUCGCCAGUCUCCACAUCGAGGUACUGGAUGAGAAUGACCAGGCGCCUUAUUUCCAGGCAAACACCUACCAAGGCUUCAUCCUUGAAUCAGCUGCAGUUGGCACCACAGUCUCCAGCAACACCAGUCUCUCCUCUCCACUUACCAUCGUUGCUCUGGAUAAUGACACUGAGGAGACCAAAGAUCCCAUGGUGCGAAUCUCCCUGGACAACUACGAAAGCAUCUUUGCGGUGACACCCAGUGGGAUUGCGCGCUACCUGACACUCCUAAAGCCCGUGGACCGUGAAGAGCAGAAGAGUUACAGCUUCACAAUGAUGGCCUCAGAUGGGGUUCACCAGAGCUCACCAGUUGCAGUUAAUAUCACGGUGAUCGAUGCCAAUGACAACACGCCAACCUUCCCCAACGUCUCCUACAGCGUCAGUGUUUACACAGACAUGCAGGCCGGGGAAGUGGUAUUAUGGCUCACAGCUUCCGAUACUGAUGAGGGUCCCAAUGGCCUGAUAAGCUACAGCAUUGUGGCAGGAGCUCGGGGCCACUUCAUCAUCAAUAACCGAACAGGACUGAUCAGCGUGGCACCUGGAGUCAACCUAACCGUGGGCAGCUCUUAUGCCCUCACUGUCAAGGCAACAGAUAAUGCAGCUAUUGACCAGAGAAGGAGCUCCAUCACCACCGUGUACAUUGAGGUGUUGCCCCCGAACAACCAGAGCCCCCCACGCUUCCCCCAGCUCCUCUACAGCCUGGAGAUCAGCGAGGCCAUGAGGAGCGGAGCCACACUCCUCAACCUGCAGGCAACAGACCGAGAAAAAGAUCCCAUUAUGUACAGCAUCCUCAGCGGAGAUCCUGAUAACAUCUUUGAACUCAAUCAAACGUCGGGUCUCUUGCUCCUGGGAAAGAUGCUGGACAGAGAGCGCACGGAUCGCUACACACUGAUCGUUUCUGCCUCCGAUGGCAGACCGGAUGGGACCUCAACUGCCAAGGUUAACAUACUGGUGACUGAUGUGAAUGAUAACGACCCCAUGUUUGAUCCUUUGCUGCCUCAAAAUCUCACCGUUCUGGAAGAGCAGGCAAAUGCUUUUGUUGGUCAAGUAAAGGCCAUUGAUUCUGACCUGGGAGUGAAUGGGCAGGUGCGUUACAGGCUGCUGAGCCAUGCUGACCUCUUCCGGAUCAGCGCCGAUGGAGGCAUCUGGACAGCAGUGGCUCUAGACAGAGAGCAGAGGGAGCAUUAUGAGCUAGUGGUGGAGGCGUGGGAUGCGGCGCCGGACCCCCGCAGAGCCUCCAUCACACUCUCCAUCACAGUGCUGGACAUAAAUGAUAAUAGCCCAGUGUUCUCCCAGCCAUCCUACAGCGUCAUUCUGCCAGAGAACAGCCCACCAGACAUGGCCAUCCUAAACCUUACUGCUCUAGAUGCAGACCUGAACUCGAACAUCACCUACCGUAUCAGGACGACAGAGGCCAGGAAGCUCUUUGAGCUAAACCCUGUUACAGGGGAGCUGAAGGUGCUGUACACACUGGACUUUGAGAAGCUUUCUCCUGAGGAGACAACACACACCUUCGUGGUGGAGGCAGUAGACAGCACUGGCAGCAUGCCACCUGGUUUAGCCACUGUCACAGUCACGAUAACGGACAUGAACGAUUUUUCGCCCGUCUUCAGCCAAACCUUGUAUCAAGGCAUGGUGGCGCCCAAUGCAGUCAAAGGGACCGUCGUGACCACUGUGCAGGCUGAGGACCAGGACACCAAGGGCACAGGAGCCAGUCGAGUGCACUACAAAGUGGACUUGGAGCACUUCCCCUACAGUGCCAGCAUCUUUGAAGUAGUAGAGGAUACAGGAAAUAUUCUCACCAGGGUCAAUCUCAAUGAGGAGCCCAACACCAAAUUCACUCUGGUGAUUAUUGCUUAUGAUGACGGGAAGCCGGUGAAGUCCAAUAAGACCCUGGUGGAAAUUACCGUCCUGCAGCCCUCUGCCAUUCCCAUCUUCACUCAGGAGGAGUACAGGUUCCCACCAAUCAGUGAGAAAGCUCCUGUAGGGAGGGUGGUCGGGGUCAUCCUGGCUUCUGCCAUAAAUCAGAGCAUUGUCUACUCCAUCAUUGAAGGGAAUGAAGGGGGUGAAUUCAGCCUGAACAACCAGACCGGAGUGAUCAGCACAGCUAAGCCCCUGGACUUUGAGAGCAACAACAGCUAUGUGCUGCGUGUGGAGGCUGAUUCCAUGAGAGUGAUCUCAUCCAACCUCCGGGCUCCCGCAAAAAGUAACACAGCCAAGGUGUUCAUCGAGGUGCAAGAUGAAAAUGACCAUUCACCUGUUUUCACUAAACAGCUCUACCUGGCUGGGGUCACAGAGGACGUUAAGACAUUCACAUCUGUCCUGCAGGUUGAGGCUCUGGAUAAAGACACAGGGAAUUAUAGUGCCAUGAAGUACCGCCUUAUCAUCCCUCCCACGGCAGAGGGGAAGGACAGCUUUGUGAUCGAGCCUUACACGGGCAUCAUUAAGACUGCCAUCAUGUACCGCAACAUGCGCCGCACCUACUUCAGAUUCGAAGUCAUCGCCACUGACAACUACGGAGAGGGCCUGAGCAGCAGUGCGCAAGUGGUGGUAUCCGUGGUCAAUCAGCUGGAUAUGCAGGUGGUGGUGUCCAAUGUGCCCCCGACUGUGGUGGAGCAGUACAAGGAGCAGCUGAUUGGUAUCCUGGAGCGUUACGUGCAGGACCAGAUCCCGGGUGCCAAAGUAGUAGUGGAUUCCAUUGGGCCACGGCGGUACGGAGAAACCUACGAACUGGAAGACUACUCUAGCUCAGACCUCAUGGUGUAUGCCAUCGACCCUAUGACCAACAGGGCUAUCUCCAGACAGGAGUUGUUCAAGUUUCUGGAUGGAAAGUUACUGGACAUUAAUAAAGAAUUCCAGCCAUACCUGGGCCGCGGUGGCCGCAUCCUGGAGAUCCGCACACCCGACAUCGUGCAGAGCGUGAAGAAAGCCGUGCAGUCAUUGGGCUACACAGAAGGAGCACUGCUGGCCCUCGCUAUCAUUAUCGUUAUUUUCUGCAUCCCCGCCAUCUUCAUUGUCGUCAUUACAUACCGACAACGACAGGCUGAAUGUGCCAAAACCGCCAGGAUCCAAAUGGCUCUCCCAGCUGGCAAACCUGGAGGCAUUGCUGCUAGCAAUCUGUAUGAGGAGCUAGGCGACAACACCAUGAGAGGGUACGGACAUCAAGAGCAACAGCAGUUGCUUCGGCCCUCUCUCUUGAGACCAGAGGAACUAUCUAUGGAAUCAGGCAUCGACCCAGGGCAAGACUAUUAUACACAGGAUUACUAUAAUUAUGACCACGGAUAUGACUUGCCUCAGUAUGGCAGUCGCAGGAAGCUGAUCUCUCCGGCGGGAACAUAUGAUGAGUACGGCGAGGUGAUUGUCGAGGAUGAUGGCAGCUAUUAUUACAGUCCUCAUGAAUCAGAAGGAGAGUUUGGUAGAAAGAAGAGAAUCAAGUUGGUGGUGGAUCGUGAGUACGAGACCAGUUCAACAGGAGAUGAUAGUGCUCCAGAGUCCCACCGAAACCGGUUGUCCAAUGUAAACAGCCACAGUAACAUCAACGGCAGCGUCUACUUGGCUCAAAAUGGUUCCAUCAUCCGAACACGGCGAGCCACUCACGCCACCAAUAUCAAAUUCAGCUCUCCUGUCCGACUUGGGAAGCAAUUCAAAAAACUGGACAAAUUGGCUGUGACUCAAGAGGAAAGAGUUCCUCUGAACAGCCCUGGUGCCUUGGGCGCCACUGCGGGCGAACAGAACAUUAACACCAGGCCCUCCAGUGGGUCCCUGGCCUCCAGCUCCAUAGGACCAGAAAGCAUAGCUUGCAAAUAUAACGUGGCAACAGCCAGCUCUGAAAUAACACAAAAUGUGGAAGAGCAAGAGUCCACUGUAGACAAUGCAGAGGUGAGGGAAAUGUUAGGUUCACACAGUGAUCGCACACAGUCCGACGAGGAAGAACUGUGGAUGGGGCCUUGGAAUAACCUGCACAUACCAAUGACAAAACUGUGACAUGCCUUGUGAUAUAAUCCCUUACAUGUUCAUUUGUAUUGUCUUAAUAAAGGGGAAAAAUACUGAAUUUGCAGCUUUACAAUGAAAUUGCACUUUUAUUCCAUAUUUGACUUCUUUACUUUUAUUUGCUUUCUGAAAGAUCACCAGUGAGCUUGCUUCUUAACUAUCCAAUUCAUGAACAACCAGCACAAUGGUGUUUCUGGUCUUCACUUGUUCAUUUGAGAGAUUCUUUCAGUUACCAAUACACUGUUGAAUUAAAUGUUUAUUUUGCAUUUUUACAUUUCUGUGACAGAAGCAGGGUUGUCUCAAGUGGUGUACCGGGGCCCAGGGCGAUAUUUUUAUUGCAUGACCCAGGCUGAGGGAAUUGUGUGUUUGUGUGUGUGUGUGUGUGCAUACAAAUAAACUUAACUAGUGCACAAAUUACAGCAUACCAAAUUAAAUACUGCACACUUCAAAAGCUGGCUAUUGAGCUGGAACUUCCACUCCAAUUUAGAGGUGGAAGCAGUGUAAAUGGUGGGCACGUGGCAAAUGUGUGGCUCUCUGUAAUCCAGGCUUAAAUGGUAAAUGACAUUUGGAUAUCUGAUAUUGAUUUGCAAAUAUGCUAUUUGGGUGCAGAAUUGCAAAUUGUAAUUAGAAAUAUUUUUUAAGUGAAAGGCUCGGAAUAACGCAACUAUGAACAUGAGAGUGAAGAUUUGUGUAUACAGCUAGGGUGAAAGAUCCGACACAGGACAUACAGUAUAUUCCCCCAAUAUUUUAAUAACAUUUAUUAGUAGUAGAGUUUAAGCCCUAAAAAGGACCAUACAAUUAAAUGACAAAAUACAAAUAAAAUGUACUUUACUUACAGCAGUGCAGGCUAAAAGGCAGGCAAUUACUGAUAUCACUGUUGUUGUUGUUGUUUUUCUGUGAACAACCUGAUUUAUGAUUAAUAACACAAUAUUUUCUGUUACACACUUUGACAGAUCUGUGUUUAUUAAGUUGCUGCUUUCUGCCACUGCCGCAAUAUUUUCCCUGCCUCCAUCGCUACUCGUCAGAGUGCACUCGUCGUUGUUUUAUUUAGUGUUUGGAAAGGCGCACUCUGAGUUGCAUUAGUGCUUGAUAUUCAAAGACUAAAAAUAGUUUUUUGUAGCUCUUAUGCAUUUACAUCUAUUUCCCACAUUUUAUAGUCAGAUAUAUAGUCAGCAAGGGUCUCUGGGUGACUGCCUCUUUGGCCCACCCUUUGAGACAGCCCUGGGUAGAAGUUUAUAUUUCUGUUUUGAUUUUUUUUUACACAUUUACCAAUGACAGUAACUGGGUUUAUUCAGCAAUGCACUAAUGUAAUGAGUUAAAGGUGCAGUUUGUCAUUGUUAAGUGCUUUUAUACUAAAAAAAAAUACCAUAGAGAAGCAGUGAUUCCGUUUAUUGCCAUGCAAUGGAUCUCACUAGUUUCUUAAUUUCAAGCUUUUGUCCACAUUUCUCUAGCCUCCCAAAACCCUCCAUCCCAGCCUGCACAGUGCCGCAGGGCAACCCAUGAGGCAUAGGUAAUUUCAGCAAAGGGUUUGAGGUCAGUUGGGAUAAAGGGGAUGGUUUAUUUUUAUUGCAAUUCACCUUACAGCCAGCAGAAGGCUCUUAAAUUUACAAACUGUUCCUUUAAUAGUGUAUAAUUGGAUCAUAUAUAAACCUGGAAAUACCUUUAGUCAACCAAUAUUCUGCUCAUUUCCUUCUCGUUUACUAUGACUCCAUUGACAACAAAGCAUUUUCUUUUCCUAAGGUCAGAGAGAACAGCCACAUGAAUAAACAUUCCUGGUCAAAAUUCUGUGAGCUUUUUUUUGGCCUUCAUUCAAACUCAAGAAAAAAACGGAGCAGCUGUGCACUCAAUUGAAGUGCUCCCCAAAGACGCAGGUAGGUAGAAACAGGUCGAAAUAAAGGCCGUAUUUUAAAUUGGAUCAAUUAGACAGUUAUUGUGAUGCGAAGUUUUGAUAUAAUCACCUGCCUAUUAUGAGCAACAGACUGGAAGUUGCCUUGGUGGGUAUCGUCCUCCACACAACACAGUAUUACUCAAAAUACAGGAGGUUUAAAACCACUUUACUAUAGGAUUAUGGUUCUUCAGAUUAUGUGUCAGAAGAAACUCUUAAAUGUUCAAUGUACAGUGUUCUGUGUUCUAUGGAGCGGACAUGGCUCUGAGUAGAA